Molecule: messenger RNA, 1161 nt
Organism: Oryza sativa Japonica Group (Japanese rice)
Lineage: Eukaryota; Viridiplantae; Streptophyta; Magnoliopsida; Poales; Poaceae
Source: RefSeq, a predicted model, not a curated record
GUCUUUAUAUAUAUAUAAGUAGUGGCACUUAGCCAGAGAGUGAGGCCACGGCUAUCUAUACACUAUAGCUUAGCUAGCUAGCCGGCCAUGGCGGCGUCGGCGCUUCAAGCGGCGGCGAUCGCCGCCGUCCUCUUCCUCCUCCCUUCCCUCUUCGCGGCCGUCGCGGCGCAGUCCAAGGCCAAGGCCUUCUGCAUCAGCCAGUUCGCCAUCGCCAGCCAGGCGUGCUCCAUCCUCCCGCCUAGUCCCCCCGACGAGCACGACGACGACGACGACGACGACGACGACGACGAUGAUGACGACGACGACGACGACGACGAUGAUGACCACGACGAUGACGACGACCACGGUGGUGGUGGUGACGACGACGACCACGGCGGCGGGGAUCACCACCGUGUGCGCCACCGCCACCGCCACCACCGCGACCGCGGGCGCCGUGGCCACGCCGCCGUGGUCGACCUCUCGGCGCUCGUGGCGGGCAACGGCAGUGGCAGCACGCAGAUCGCACCCGCCGUAGCCGGGAACGACACCGCGGGCCACCGCGGCAACCGCACCGCCCGUGGCGGCCGCGGCGGAGGCCGCGGACGGCGCCGCGGCCAUGGCAGGCGCGGCCGUCUUCGCGGUGACGACGACGACGAAGGCGGCGGCGGCGACGACGAUGACCACCAUGACGACGACGACGACCACGAGCACGACCACGACGAGCACCACGACGAGGAGCUGAGGGCGUACCGCGACUGCUGCCGGUGGCUGCAGGAGGUGUCCAAGGACUGCGUGUGCGACGCGCUGAUGCGGCUGCCGCCAUUCCUGGUGAAGCCGCAGCACACGUACGUGGUGAGGGUCGGAAGGACGUGCAAGAUCACCUACCGCUGCGGCGGUGUCUAGCCGGCGGCGACGUCGCCGCCGGCGAGGCGAAUGCAAGCUACUCGAUCGUGGUUGAUUACCGAGCUGAGUUUGGGUUGGCGUCACGUCGUUGCUCGCGUCGUCGUCGUCGUCGUCCCUCUGUUUUAACUGUCUGUUUUUCCAUUAUGGUUAUUCAUGUUUGGGCAUUUAUUUGUUCUCCUAAUUAGAUUAUUAUUAUCAGGUAGAUAUAUAUGAAAUAUGAUGAGGUCCUUGACUAUCAGCUAGAUUUUAAAAAUCUGAACUUCGGGAUUUAUGUUUCAA